AUGGCUUUUGGAAUUGAUUUGAUCUCCGAGAAUAGCCAAUUCAUAUUCUACAGCAUCUUGUUCAGUAUAUGCACUUUCAGCAUUCUUCAUUCAUCUCUACGCCAGUUCCGAACUCCUUCGAAGCUUGACCGAUGCAAUGGGCCGAUUAAGAUCGAACGCCAGCGGCCUCACAGGCCAAAAGCCCCUUCUACGGAAAAUUGCGAGUGGAUAUCAACGAGAGAGCUAGAAUUCUACAAAAAUCUCUAUUUCAAACUUCAGAAUUUGGAAGAGCACCCCGAAGCACUGCAGAUAGCACGGCAAGUCUUCCUAGCUCUGCUCUCACAGGCAUUGGAAGAUGGUAAAAAGUCGCCGGACACAAACAUACUGUCGAUGAAGCACUUCAACAAAGGCGAUCUUGCCGUAUUUAUUCAAGUCGUCGACAAUCGGGGGGGGCCCCGUGCGUUAUUCCAAGAUCAUCAAGAGGCCGAGGACUGGCUGAGGAAAAUUGCACCGCUGAAGCUGGUUGACGGUGCCUGGCUAGGUCAUUUAAACAAGAUCACUAUGCCUUUUUCGUUGAGACCCAUCAUAAAGGAAACAUGGCAGGUGUUUACAGAGGAGCUUGGGAAUGGAAACCGCGACCAACACCAUGUCAAAAUCUUCGAGGACCUACUUAGGGAAUUUGAGCCGGAUCUACCUUCGCCAACAACAAAGUCUAUUUUGCAUCCUCGAUACAAACUGGGCAAUCUCAAAUAUUGGAGAGCGGCUGUGGCUCAAUUGAUCGUCUCUCUCUUCCCGCAUGAAUUUCUGCCUGAGAUGCUUGGGUUCAAUAUGCAUUUCGAGUCCCUGCAAUUGGAUACUAUGCAGGCAGCGAAAGAGUUGCCAGAAGUUCGUCUUGACGCAUACUAUUUCUUGCUUCAUGUCUCAAUUGAUAAUGGCCACUCGGGUCAUGCUGCAAUGGCCAUGGAAAGCGUUGCGAACUACAUCCGGCACGUUUCUGAGACAGAGGGAAAGGUGGCUGCUGAGGUUGCCUGGAGGAAAGUCCAGGCUGGAUACAUUUUCAGUGAGUGGCAGUUUCAGAAUGACAGCCAAUCAACCAACAUCUUUGCACGACUCAGUGAUAGCGCUCAUGAUGAAUUGGAGAAAAGAGUUCUCGCGAUAUUCAGCUCAAAGAUCCAGGCUGCCCAUAGACUACAUUGCGGCAGCCGGGUCAAAAUUGGAAAGCGCUCGCUGGCUGAGUGGCUUGAGCCUGAACAUUUUCUGGCCCAGGAUUGGCAACAAGAGUUUCUUCAAUCAUUGAGCACAUGUAGACCUUGGGUCUAUCCGGGAAAUAGCCAGAAGAGCAAACUCGCUCAAGAGCUUCGAUGGGGUGGAAAAAUGUACGGGGCAUUCACGAAGAACGAGCUUGAAACAUUUGAGCUCUGGAUCAACUCUCUAGGCUCUGAAGAAAGCCACAUUUACCAUUCCUUCAUUGAUUCUGAGCCACAUGCGAAGUAUCAAAUAUCUAAUACAGUGAAUCUCGACACGAGCGGGGGGAAUUUUCUCGCGGUUGGAAAUGAGGAUCUUAAAACUGCACCGGCAGUACCUAAAGAUGUGGUAGGGAAUCAUUUGAGAGGCCUUCGAGCAGAUAUCAACUUUCCCUCAUUACUACCACUUUGGUUUACACAGUGCUGCCUCUUGGAAUCCUUUGUCUACUCCCCAGGAAGAACAACUGAUAGUAUCGGCUGCGCUGUGGUACGAUUUCUACGGGCCCAGUCCGGCUUCGAGGAGGAGGAUUCCAAUGUGACAGGAAUAGAUGAGCCUCGAACGGCAGAAAACGGAGGAAUUGUUGAGUUUGGUCUGGAAAUCAUGCGACAAUCAUCCCUUCCAGAUCCUCAGAGUCUAUACAACCUUUUGUCUGUCUGGCCGUCCGAGUUUGCCACGAACAUGCUCAGUCUAGCUUCCAGACCCAUUCAAAACUUUGGUGUUCUAUUGGGAAUGUCCAUGGCGCUUCUCGAGUUGCAAGAGAUGGUGUCAGAAUAUUCCGAUUCUGUUUUACUCUGCCCAAAGAGCAGUGAGCGGCUUGCAUCACUCGCUCGUCGACAGUACCAGUGUUUGCAGAUAUGCCUUCAGGAGAUUCCCACCGGAGAUAAUCGUCAUGUUGACUUUGAGCGUGGGUAUGUUAUGGCGAAGGCAGAAAUUCAAAAGUGCUUCACGCGGAAGGUGUGA
Molecule: messenger RNA, 2184 nt
Organism: Penicillium manginii
Lineage: Eukaryota; Fungi; Ascomycota; Eurotiomycetes; Eurotiales; Aspergillaceae
Product: iron-containing redox enzyme family protein
Exons: 2
Coding region: 1-2184 (727 amino acids)
Source: RefSeq, a predicted model, not a curated record